Sebastes umbrosus (honeycomb rockfish) is the source of this 3374-nucleotide messenger RNA. It is a transcript of the gene sgsm3, whose product is annotated as small G protein signaling modulator 3. Lineage: Eukaryota; Metazoa; Chordata; Actinopteri; Perciformes; Sebastidae. Bases 268 to 2535 code for a protein of 755 amino acids. The transcript has 21 exons. The record is from RefSeq and is a predicted model, not a curated record. Gene Ontology annotation, molecular function: protein binding.
GUGGAGGGAUACAGCGGAGGAACACGUCGCUAGCAGGUUAGCAGGUGCACAACGCAGAGAAACCACUAACAGGAGCCUGAAGAAGAGGAGGAUGAGGAUGAUGGCAUAACAUAUGGUGCUUUACCUGCUUUAACAACGACAGAAGCAAACGUUAACCUUGAGCUUUCUCUAGAAUAAUGCCACGAGUGGGUGCGAUCUGCUGACCUCCUUUCUCCAGAGUGACUGCAGGAUUUGUGUAUAGAAGCUAUUCACUCUAUUACCAACAGAAUGUCAGGUACCUACACACCAGCCCCCGGGGGGCCCUUCUCCGCUCUCACCCCGAGCAUGUGGCCCCAGGACAUUUUGGCAAAGUACCAUCAAAAAGAGUCCUCAGAACAGCCUGAACACCAGUAUGAUGAGUUUGGCUUCAGAGUGGACUCUGAAGACGAUGGGAAGCCCAGGUCCUGGCUGGGCUCUGAAGGCUCCCCCCAGCGUGAAGACCCCCAGCAGCGAUUGCGCUGGCAAGCCCACCUGGAGUUCACCCACAACCACACGGUGGGCGACCUGACCUGGGAGCUCAUUGAUCCCGUCCUCUCGCGCUCCGAGCGUCUGCGUUCCCUGGUGCUCGGUGGCAUACCGCACAGCAUGAGGCCACAGCUAUGGAUGCGUCUGGCUGGAGCGCUGCAGAAGAAGAGGACCUCUGAGAUCUCUUACAGAGAAAUCAUUAAGAACAGUUCCAACGAUGACACCAGCUCAGCUAAACAGAUAGAGAAGGACCUGUUACGGACUAUGCCAACCAAUGCGUGUUUCUGCAAUAUGACCAGUGUGGGAGUGCCGAGGCUCAGACGGGUACUGAAAGGCCUGGCCUGGCUCUACCCAGACAUUGGGUACUGUCAGGGCACUGGCAUGGUGGUUUCCUGUCUACUGCUCUUUCUUGAGGAGGAGGAUGUGCUAUGGAUGAUGUGUGCCCUGAUCGAAGACCUCCUUCCUCCAUCCUACUUCUCCUCCACUCUGCUGGGCGUCCAAACGGACCAGAGGGUUCUCCGCCAGCUCAUCGUUCAGUACCUGCCGGCCCUCGACCGUCUUCUGCAGGAGCACGACAUCGAGUUGUCACUGAUCACACUGCACUGGUUCCUGACAUCAUUCGCCAGCGUGGUGGACAUCCGUCUUCUCCUUAGGAUCUGGGAUCUGCUUUUCUACCAGGGCUCACUGGUGCUCUUCCAGGUCACUCUGGGCAUGCUCAAGAUCAAGGAGGAUGAGCUUGUGUCAUCAGAGAACUCCGCGUCCAUCUUUAACACUCUGUCGGACUUGCCGAGCCAGCUGAGAGACGGGCCCGCGGUCCUCGGGGAGGCUAUGAGACUAGCGGGGACACUGUCCCAGGAAACACUGGAAGCCCACCGGCACAAGCACCUCGCCUACAUCCUGAACGAACAGGCACAGCUCAACAACGGCAACAACACAACACUCAACACCAAUCUCAACAAGGUGGUGAGGAGACAGUCCCUGCGCAGGAAGUCCACCCUGAGCUCCCUGCUGUUUGGGGAGGACGAGGCAGAGGCCCUGAAAUCCAAGAACAUUAAGCAGACAGAGCUGGUGGCAGCCUUGAGAGAGGCCAUAGCUCGCACUGCAGAGCACUUCCACUGUCUGGACCCACGUCACUCCAGCACUGACCUGACCCCUGACUACUCCAUGGAGAGCCACCAGCGAGAUCAUGAAAACUUUCUCGUGGUGUCUCGCAACCGACGGAGACGGGCAAAGGCUUUGCUGGACUUUGAGCGUCAUGAUGACGACGAACUGGGCUUCAGGAAGAAUGACAUCAUCACUAUCAUCUCACAGAAGGAUGAACACUGUUGGGUUGGAGAGCUAAAUGGCCUUAGAGGUUGGUUUCCAGCAAAGUUUGUGGAGAUCCUAGAUGAAAGAAGCAAAGAGUACUCGUUAGCAGGUGAUGACUCUGUGACGGAGGCAGUGACCGACCUGGCCAGAGGCACUCUGUGUCCGGCACUCAAGGCCAUUUUCCAGCACGGUCUCAAGAAGCCAUCUAUACUGGGAGGGCCUUGUCAUCCUUGGUUGUUCAUAGAAGAGGCGGCCAGUCGAGAGGUAGAGAGGGACUUCAACUCCGUCUACUCCAGACUGGUGCUGUGUAAAACCUACAGGUUAGAUGAAGAUGGGAAAGUCCUAACACCAGAGGAGCUGCUCUACAGAGCGGUGCAGUCAGUCAACAUGAGCCACGACACCGCACACGCUCAGAUGGACGUCAAGUUUAGGUCUCUCGCCUGCGUCGGCCUCAAUGAGCAGGUGCUGCACCUGUGGUUGGAGGUGUUGUGCUCCAGCAUGCCGGCUGUAGAAAAAUGGUAUCACCCGUGGUCGUUCCUUCGCAGUCCUGGAUGGGUACAGAUCAAGUGUGAGCUCAGAGUCCUGUCAAAGUUUGCCUUCAGCCUCUCCCAAGAUUGUGAGCUACCGGAAAAGAAAGAGGAGAAGGAGCAGAGACCUCUGAAAGAGGGAGUACAAGACAUGUUGGUGAAACAUCAUCUCUUCAGCUGGGACAUCGACGGCUAGACGGACGCAGCAGCAACACACACGGCUGAAUCCCACUCUGUCCUACGUUGUCUGUGUAUAUUUGAUGUCUCUCUUCACCUGUUUCUCACAGAUUGUAAAUUAGACGAGCGUUGUCUGCUACAGUAAGUGACUACUGCUGAAGUACGUGUGCAUUAAGGUGCACACUUUAUUUAAAUCCCAGUGUAGGAGGUUGCACUACACGGUGAAAACUAUAUCUAAAAGUACAGAAUAGUCUGUACUCUGGAGCGCUCAGCGUGUCCCUAACAGUAAGUAUUCCUUCAGUACUCACUGCUCAUAGUUCAUAGCUAACCGAGUGCCCGUUUUGUGACUCGUGCAUCGGCCGUGUGUCUGUAAAACGCAGCACGACAAACACUGGGCCUUUUAUUAACACGGUCCUUAAUCCCCAAAUGUUAAGACCAAAACACAACAUUCCUAAACACGGAGCUGUAAAGUUACAGAUUACUAUUAUUUUUGAGAGGAAUGCAGCUUACCUCAAUAUCAUGAACUCCACAGAAUAUCUCAUUGAAUACUAAUGUUGCACAUGCCGAGUAAAGCCUUUUCUAAUUGUAAUACAACACUAUGGGUGUGUGUGUGUGUGUGUGUGCGCUACCUUAACAGUGGUAGUGAACACUUGUAUGACAUCAUGUAAAUGAAGCAGAUAAAUACUUUUGUUUGUGUUACAAUCUAUAGUAAAUAAAUGUUACAUAGAAUAUAGAAUGUUUUUGUAUAUAAAGUAAAGUUGUGUCUAAAUGUGCAGGUUAAAGAAAUCCAACAUUAUCAUUCUUACUGUAACGCUACCUUUUAGUUCUGACUUAAAGCUGCACAUGCAUCAGAAAACA